AUGGACAAGAUUGAUAAACCUUAUUUAUUAAUGCUUGAACGUCUUCGUAUUCUUGAACAAUCUAUUCAUAUUCUCAAGCUAGUUAAUAAUGAUCUUCGACAAAUUCUUCAUAAACAAAAACCUUUACCACAAUUCAUUCAUGAUUCAUUUAAACGAUCUACAGUUAAUAGCUCAAAAACAUCUUCUGCACUCAAUCCUCCUCCUCCACUACCACCGCCGCCGCCAACAGAUACUGAAGAAAUGCGUCUUGCUGCAAGUAUCAUCGACAAAGCAAAACGUACGAUUGAAAAUGUUGGUGAAAAGAAACCAAAACAAUCAUCUACUGUAGUAGCAGCACCACCAGCAGCUCCAAUACCGGUUCAGUCAAACAGUACUAAUAAUAAUCGUCCUAAGACUACAUCAUCACUACGGCCCUCUUCAGCAAGUUCAAGCAUUCCAUCCUCAUCAAGUUCGUCUGUACCUCGACAGCAACAAUCACAGCAAACAGGACGUCGUUAUGUUCCAGCUCAUAUGAAAGCUCCAUUUUUAACACAACCUGAAAAGAAACCUCGACCUAGCUCAUCAAUUCGUAAUAAUAUUCAAAUUAAUCCCAAUCAAAGAACGAAUACGACACGUCGUUCUCUUAGUCAACAACGACGACAAUCGUCAACUUCACAACCAAUCAUCGAAUUUUCUCAACAAGCAAUACAAAUACCAGCAAUUACUUCGACAGAAAAUGAAAACAGCUCGACGAUCGAAAAUCAAAAUAUCAAUGUCACGAGUCAGAAUAUCAUUCUUCCAGAUAAUACAUCUAUUAUUACUACUGCAGAAGAAACAGCUGAAACAGAUAUAUCUCCUGUUACACAACCAGUUGUACUUAAUCGAACAUUAAUUAAACCAUUACGUCGUUUAUGGAAACAAAAUCAAAAUCUUCGUAGUCGAUUAAAACGUGAGGUUGAAAAGAAAUCAACACCAUUACCUCCAUUUAUUGAUCGUUUAACUGAACAAAUUCAUUCAUCGACAACUACUGAUAAAAUAUAUUUACCAAAUAUUGAAGUAUUACUUCAAUUAGCCAUUAAACUUCGUGCUAUUAUACUUUAUCUUCUAGAAAAUUCUACAUUCGAUGAUUUUAAUAAUGCAUUAAAACGUUUAAAUACACUAAAAUAUCUUGUUAAUCAAUAUCAUUUUUUGUUUACAUCAAAUAUUAAUAUUUAUGUUGAGAAACAACAUCAUCGUCCAUUAAAUAUCAAUAUGAACAUUGAAGAAUGGUUAAAUAAAUCAAAAUCUUCUAUAUUAAAUCAUAAUAUUAUUCGAUAUACUGAUGAUAAUCAAUUAAUUGCUCUUACAGAAAUACGAUUUAAACAGUUUGAAAAUGAAUGUCGAUGGAUUGAAUUAAAUUGGCAUGAACAAAUGAUAGUACAAUUUAAACAAUCUAUAUCAAAUAAAAAUCAAAAAUCACUUCAAAUCUAUCGAGAAUUAUUAUCUCUUAUAACCGGCUUACAAACAGCAACUCCAAUUAUGAUUGAGAAUAAACUUGAAUGA
This is a messenger RNA of Adineta steineri, 1521 nucleotides long. NCBI's taxonomy places the organism in Eukaryota, Metazoa, Rotifera, Eurotatoria, Adinetida, Adinetidae. The record is from the annotation of a GenBank genome assembly.